UCCCCCGUUCCACCAAAGCUCGAUCUGGCCGACGCUCAUUCCCAGCUCUACCAGACGCCCUCUACCACUUCUGCUUCAUCUUCCCUCUUCAAUACUAUUUCAACGAAUUCUCGCAAACGAUCCCGCACCGGAGGUUCCGAUAAACGCCGUUCUCUGUAUGACUUCUCCGCCGCUGCAGCUGCCGCUCACGAUGGUGACGAUCACCUCUACCGCUCUUCCUGGUUGGGUCGGGAUGAAAAUGUUUCUGGGAUAGAAUAUGAUCACUCAGAUAUCCGUGGAGAGCUACCUCUAGCACCUCCCAUCGAUGCCAGUGUCGAUCUUUUAUCCAGUCACACAGGGAACACCCGCAAGCGCAGUCGUCAGGAACAGCAGGAAGGAGCUCAGGACAAGGAUGUAACUCCAUCGCCUCUCCCGGCUAGCUGGGGUCAAUCUGUGAUGAAUGCCGUGGGAAAAGUGUGGAGCUUUUGCUGGUCGGGUGCGUUUCGUGGUUUCUAUGCUGGUGGUGGUCAUGGUUAUCACAUGUCUGCGGAUUCAGUGCCCCAGCUUGAUCACAGUCACAGGGCUCCUUCUCCCUCGCAGUCGGCGUCGACUGAAAAAACUGCUGUCGAUGAAGCGGUGGAAGGUACCCCUGCCUACUAUUUCAAAGGCGGAUCGACUCCCAUCCCCGGCCAGUAUCCCGACGACAACGAGAUUCACAAAAACUGGGUUGUGGUUCAGACUGACGGCCCGGCGGACUGUUUCUCCUUUGGUGUCGAGGCACUGAAUCCCGCAAAACGAGUGCAUCGUGUGUGCGGUGCUGAAGAUUUGUCUCCUACCCGUCACAGGUCGACUGCGGUGCCACGCGUGGGUAAAAGGACUUCUCUUGGCGGACCGACCACCCCCACACGAAUCCCAGUUCCAUCUUCCAAUAGCAAAUCCUCCAGCAAUAAAAAGCAUCGUGAUAGUCCCGUGUCGGCUGAGACGCAACGCUUCGUCGCGCAGAUGCGGCGUAUGGAGCGGGAGGAAGACGCAAAUCUGCGACGUCUGAAUCGACAGCUAGAGAUGAUGAUCCAAGAGGGCAAGCAGGCAUUGGGAGCCCGAUUCGAGGUCGAUGAACUGGGAAUGGAC
This is a messenger RNA of Aspergillus ruber CBS 135680, 1107 nucleotides long. RefSeq lists its product as uncharacterized. NCBI's taxonomy places the organism in Eukaryota, Fungi, Ascomycota, Eurotiomycetes, Eurotiales, Aspergillaceae. The record is from RefSeq and is a predicted model, not a curated record. The transcript has a single exon. The annotation marks the transcript as partial.